AAAUCCGAACACCUCGGCCGUUUCUCCAGCGAGACAGGAUAAAAAUCUGGACGUUGCAAUUCUUGCAAAUGAAGUGCAAUCCCACGUUCAGGAAAUCUCAAAACUUUGCGGCGAAGGUUUUCAGUUUCCGUUUCCAAGCCACACAUCCGACCCAUGUUGCUGCUAAGCCAAUCUUCGCCUGGCGCUCUCUCACCGCCGUACUGCUCCCUUCCAAGAGCCCAUCUUCCCAAAUCAUCCGUCUGCCAUUUCCACUCUGCUAAGUCUCGGUUUUCCAGCAUCCCGUUUCACAGAAGCCAGAGAAGAGCCACUGUCCAGGCAAAUGCCCAAGGUGAAGGGAACCUGAAAGGCACGAGCCAGUUUCCAGCUGAAACGAAGCAAUCUGCUCAACAACAGCAGGAACCCGUGUUGGUCAAAGAAGAUAGUGUGCCUCUGGAGGGCGUUAUUCAGUUUGAGAAGCCAGGAUCUUCUCUUUUCUCUAAAUGGGGAAGAAUCGGGCUUCUUGCUGCUGGGGAUGUGCUGUGCCUGCUACUAUUCGCGGGUAUUGGGAGGUGGAAUCAUGGGUUGCCUGUUUUUGAAGCCGAAACUCUUCAAACCGCCGAUCCUUUUAUUGCUGGUUGGUUCUUGAGCGCUUACUUUUUGGGGGGUUAUGGGCCUGACGGAAGAGGAACUAACGGCCUUCAAAAAGCUGUUCUAGCUGCCGCUAAGUCGUGGGCCGGCGGCAUUCCGAUAGGCUUGGUUAUCAGAGCAUCGACGUCUGGCCAUAUACCCCCCACUGCAUUUAUAUUAGUUUCUGCUGGUACUACUGCUGUCCUGCUCAUUGGUUGGAGGACCCUGCUCAAUUCUCAAUUCCCUGAUGUUCAAGUGGAGGGGACGGAACAAGUAUACAAACGUGGAAAUCCAUUUGAACUUUUUGAGCUGCUGACAUCGUUGGUGAGAAGGUGGUAAACUUCCAUCUUUUAUGAAUAGGCGACUCUUGUAUUUGUGCAGAUAAUAUCUGCAUAUGUUACGGCUGUAAAAUAUGGGAGGCUGGCAGUCUCGUCAUGUUGAGGUUUACUCGAAUUUUUUGGCACUUGAACAUUGUACUAUUGAUGUAAAUUCCUGUUUCUGAUCC
Messenger RNA from Nymphaea colorata (pocket water lily), 1111 nucleotides. RefSeq lists its product as uncharacterized. The record is from RefSeq and is a predicted model, not a curated record. Lineage: Eukaryota; Viridiplantae; Streptophyta; Magnoliopsida; Nymphaeales; Nymphaeaceae. The coding region runs from base 154 to 945 and encodes 263 amino acids. The transcript is spliced from 5 exons.